Messenger RNA from Athene cunicularia (burrowing owl), 1717 nucleotides. It is a transcript of the gene PDGFC, whose product is annotated as platelet derived growth factor C. Gene Ontology annotation, molecular function: platelet-derived growth factor receptor binding; growth factor activity. The coding region runs from base 1 to 945 and encodes 314 amino acids. NCBI's taxonomy places the organism in Eukaryota, Metazoa, Chordata, Aves, Strigiformes, Strigidae. Gene Ontology annotation, cellular component: membrane. The record is from RefSeq and is a predicted model, not a curated record. Gene Ontology annotation, biological process: positive regulation of cell migration; positive regulation of MAP kinase activity; positive regulation of ERK1 and ERK2 cascade. The transcript is spliced from 6 exons.
AUGAAGAAAAGCAAACAAAACAGAGGCGUGCAGGAUCCUCAGCAUGAGAAGAUAAUUACUGUGACUACUAAUGGAAGUAUUCACAGCCCCAAGUUUCCACACACGUACCCACGCAAUACUGUACUAGUGUGGAGAUUAGUAGCAGUAGAUGAAAAUGUAUGGAUACAGCUUACUUUUGAUGAAAGAUUUGGGCUUGAGGACCCAGAAGAUGACAUUUGCAAGUAUGACUUUGUAGAAGUGGAAGAGCCUAGUGAUGGCACUGUUUUAGGGCGCUGGUGUGGUUCCAGUAGUGUGCCCAGCAGACAAAUCUCCAAAGGAAACCAAAUCAGAAUAAGAUUUGUGUCUGAUGAAUAUUUUCCUUCUGAACCUGGAUUCUGCAUCCAUUAUACACUUCUUAUGCCACACCACACAGAAGCACCCAGCCCAUCAUUGCUACCCCCAUCAGCUUUACCGUUAGAUGUAUUAAACAAUGCCGUUGCUGGAUUUAGUACUGUGGAAGAACUUAUCCGGUACCUUGAACCAGAUCGGUGGCAACUGGAUUUGGAAGAUUUGUACAGGCCAACUUGGCAACUUCUUGGAAAGGCAUAUAUUCAUGGGAGAAAAUCAAGAGUGGUCGAUCUCAACCUCCUAAAGGAGGAGGUGCGGCUGUACAGUUGUACUCCUCGCAACUUCUCAGUGUCACUGAGGGAGGAGCUGAAGCGAACUGACACCAUCUUCUGGCCAUUGUGCCUCCUGGUGAAACGUUGUGGUGGAAACUGUGCCUGUUGUCACCAGAGCUGCAAUGAGUGCCAGUGUGUACCAACAAAAGUCACCAAAAAAUACCACGAGGUUCUUCAGCUGAAGCCAAGGAUUGGUGUCCGAGGAUUGCAUAAAUCAUUGACAGAUGUACCCUUGGAACACCACGAGGAGUGUGACUGUGUGUGCAAAGGGAAUACUGAAGGAUAAACAUGAUAUAAUUGUGCUGUUUUCUUUCAAAGCACAUUCAAUCAAUGGCUGAUUCUAUUAUGGGGCUUGUGCAUUAUCUCCUUCUGUAAUCUCAGUUGUUUGCUUUGGGGAUCUUCCAUCUUCAAGAUUUACAGUGAUCUCUAAAAAGAGGAGAAGCCAAACUGGGAUUAUAUGUUGUGUGACAGCUCUGUUUGGAGGCCCAGUGAAAGGAUGGGAGAAAGGCAUCAAUGAGGGAUUUAAAAUAUAUGUAUUGUUUUUGUCCCCCACAGUUUUCUUGACAAUACAUGGAUUUAUAAUGUAGGAGUAAAAAUAAAGUUAGAAGGCUCACAUCGUGGAGACUUGAUCCUGCUGGCUGUCUCAUUUCUACAGCUCCAGUACAUCUGGCCUCUGGUUGAAAACACCUGAAACCUUUCUUUCUGUGUUCAACUACUCCUAUGUACUCUAAAUCGAAGCAUUCUCUGUUGUAUAAACUUGGUUCAAAACAGACUGUCUUGGUCCGAAUUAAACUUAAUUUGUCUCAUGCUGGUAGGAAGGACUGGAUUUUUCCAUAUGCUCUAGUGAAGCUCCUGCCUUUUAGAAAGAAGACUGGACAAUAUCGUGAGCUAAGGAAGCAAACAUUGAAAAGAACAGUGCCUUUAUUCUUACUACUAUGGCUGAUGAUUUCUUGUUUGUUUGUUAUUUUUUAUCGUGUACAUUUUUAUACUCUCCUUUUGACAAUAUAACUAUUUGCUUUUCUAAACUUGUUUAAAUAUAUCUAUUUUUACCAAAGGUA